UGAGUCCAAUAGCGGGAACUAUCAGAUUAGUAUAUAAACCCAUGAGGUAAACGGAAGGCAAUACCACAAUCAUUCUCCAAUAUUUCUCACUUCCUAGCUAUUUCCCUCUUCUUUGCAUUAUCAAUCAAUUCCCAUUAUGGCAGAAGCACUCAUUUCCGUGCUUCUUGAACAACUGGCUUCAGUAACUUAUAAGCUAAUAAAAGGGCAGGUGACAUUGGUUUUGGAUGUGGAGAAAGAAGUUGCAGAGUUCACCAACAAUCUCAAAGCAAUCCAAGCUGUACUUGAGGAUGCAGAGAAGAAGCAAGUGAAGGAAGUUGUCGUGCGAGAUUGGUUGGAUAAGCUCAAAGAUGUCUCCUACAAGAUGGAUAACGUGCUUGAUGAGUGGAACACGGAAAUUCUAAAACAGCAAGUUGAGAAACAAGAAAAUGAAGGUGAAAAUGCUCUUGUUAACAAGAGAAAGGUGCGUUUCUCCAUUCCCUCUCCCUGUAAAUGCUUUUGCUUUGGCUUUGGCCAAGUCAGUCGGGUUAUUGUUCAUCAUGCCAUUGCUCUGAAAAUAAAAGAACUGAAUAGUAGGCUAACUUCAAUUGCUGAGGAAAGACAAAGGUACCAGUUUCAAUCCACAACAACUAGUGGCAUUGAGCAACCUGAACGACCAAAGAGUUCAUCUUUGGUCGAUCCAUCUAGGAUAUUUGGUAGGGAAGAUGAAAUUUAUACUUUGAUAAGCAUGUUAUUGGGUAAGAGUAGUGGUGAAGAAAAGAUGGGGCCCCUAGUCAUCCCUAUUAUAGGGAUGGGGGGCAUGGGCAAGACCACUCUUGCACAACUAGCCUUCAACAAUGAAGAUGUUAAAGCCCAUUUUGAAAAGAGAAAAUGGGUUUGUGUCUCAGAUCCUUUCGAUGGGAUCAAGAUUGCUAAAGCCAUCAUUGAUAAGAAUCCAACUUCAGAUGAGUUGGAUGCUUUCGUGCAAUCUGUGUCUACAUCUGUCGAGGGAAAGAGGUUUCUGCUUGUCCUAGAUGACGUGUGGACCGAAGAUGAUAUAAAGUGGGAACCAUUAAGGGUAGCUUUAAUGUCUGGUGCUGAAGGCAGUAGAAUAUUAGUGACCACACGAAACGAAGCAGUUGCUCGUAUGAUGGGAGCAACCUCUCAAAUGAUCCAUUUGGAAAAGUUGAGUGAUCAACAUUGCUUCUCAUUAUUCUAUCACCUUGCAUUUCUUAAUAGGGAAAAAGAUAAGUCUGAUUCGUUUGAAGCUAUUGGUAAGAAAAUUGUUAAGAAGUGUAAGGGUUCGCCUCUUGCUGCAAAGACUUUAGGUAGUCUUAUGUGGAAUAAGAGAACAACGAAAGAAUGGUGUGAUGUUUUGGAGAGUGAGAUAUGGGAUUUAGAAGUGGUUGAGAAGAAAAUUUUUCAACCGUUAUUACUAAGUUAUUAUGAUUUGACAUCAGAAAUCAAGCGUUGUCUUCUAUUCUGUGCAAGUUUUCCACAAGAUUAUUUGUUCUCUAAAGACACAUUGAUUGAGUUGUGGAUGUCACAGAAUUAUCUCAAUUCAAAAAGAAACAAGGAGAGGAGAACCGUAGGUCAAAAUUAUUUUGAUGACUUGGUAACGAGGUCUUUCUUUCAAGACUUUGGAUUAGAUUAUAAAGGGAACAUUCAAUGGUGCAAGAUGCAUGAUAUUGUGCAUGAGUUUGUAAAGUUUCUUACUGGGAAUGAAUCUUUGAUUAUUGAGGCUGAUGGUGCUAACCGAUCAACAGAGCUCUCAAUUGAUAAGGUGUGUCAUUUAUCUCUAGGGUCAGCAAAGGGUCGAAUUUCAGUUCCUAUUUCAUUUCACAAAUGCACAAAUCUGCGAACCCUCGCAACUUAUAAUUCAGAAAUCACAACAAUUGGUGGGGAUUUAGUUUUCCAAUUGAAAUGUCUUAGGACGUUAAAUUUGAGUGAUAGCGAGGUCCAUGAACUUCCCAAGGAGAUUGGUGAACUGUUACAUUUGAGGUAUAUUGAUUUGUCUGAUAAUGAAUUUCUAAAGGAGUUACCUGACGCCAUCUGUAGUUUGUUCAAUUUAGAAACCUUGCACAUUGAGAACUGCGAAUCACUUGAAAAACUGCCCAAGGCUAUGGGCAAGUUGAUCAACUUAAAGCAUCUUCAUGUUGCUGAUUGUGAAAAGUUGAAGUACUUGCCGAAAGGGAUUGGGAGAAUAGGAGGUCUACGUAUACUAGAUACGUUCACUGUUGUCUGUGGUGGUGGUGGUGACGACGACAAUGAAAUACUGAAGUUGGGAGAUCUGGCAAUCUUUGACCAGCUUCAGGGCAAGAUUGUAAUUCAAGAUUUGGGGAAAGUGAUUGAUGCUAGUGAGGCUCAGAAAGCACAAUUGGAGAAGAAGAAACACCUCCUUGAUUUGGUAUUAGAUUUUGGGAUAGGAGAAGGAAGAGGCGGAGGCGGAGGCGGAGGAGGAGGAGGAGGCGGAGGAGUAGGCGGAGGAGGAGGAGGAGCAGAAGAAGAAGAAGAAGAAGAAGAAGAAGAAGAAGAAGAAGAAGAAGAAGAAGAAGAAGAAGAAGAAGAAGCAGAAGAAGAGAUGUAGAGGUACUGAAUGCGUUGCAACCACAUCAAAAUUUGGAAUAUUUGGUGAUUUCUCAAUAUGCAGGCACCACGGUGUCUCCAAAAUGGUUGAUGUCUUUACACCAUUUGAGAUUUCUUACUCUUGAGUCGUGCGAAAAUUGUGAAUGUUUGCCUCCUCUCGGGAGAUUGCAGUCUCUUGAAGUUCUGAAUAUACAAGACAUGAAUGUGGAAAAGGUUGGAAUUGAAUUCUUGGGUAUAGAAGAAACUCAAACAUCACCUGUUACUGCUUUCCCAAAAUUGGAAAAACUCGUCUUUUCGACGGUGGGGUGGAACGAGUGGGAAGGAGUGCGAGGUUGCAUGGAAGAAGAUUGUCAAGUUACAAUAAUGCCGCAUCUUUCUGACCUACACAUCGAGUCAGCAAGCCUAAAACAACUGCCAGACUUCCUGCAGAAUAGACCACACCUCAAUUUGACGUGGGAUCGCGCUAUCCGGUUCCGACCUGGGCCGCUUCCGACCUUCCUCGUUAAAAGACUGAAGAAAUUGUUCCGACCUGGGCGCUGUAGUUGAUGAAGCCCGAUAUAUCAAGUGAGCGAGCUUGCAAGGGAUUGCUAUUGUCUUCUUGUAUGUUGCCAGAUAUAUAUGCUCUGCAGGUUGUGAGCUUAAUUUGAGACACGAGAUUCCUAUUUUGUGUUGAGGAUUCAAUUUCAGUCGAUCAAUCCGUCCCUAUGAUGUACCAUAACAGAGGACCUCUACCAAAUCUCAUCAUCUCUUCUUCUGUAUUUGGAGUCAGGACCUCAGACCUUUGCUCACGUCUCAUUGCGUAUGUAGCAUGAUGGAAGGACUGCCAGUUAAACUUGCAACGGAUUGCUAUUGUGUGGACUGUUAUAUAUAAUGACCCCAAUAUCAUCCUCUGCAGACCAAAAUAAAAAAGAAAAAUACCAAUCUGUGUGGAGAGUGACAAGAUGAAAUGGCAGGGCGGGUCAACAUAUUCUUCUGCUCAAAUCAUCAAAACUUGGUUAUUAUGUACAACAGACGUACCGUUGUCAGACAUUGCAUACUUGAAACUGCAGUCGAACUAUUACUGAUGAGGAUUGGAAACAGUGAUAGUUUGGCUCUCAUUUGACGGAGAUAAUGAGGUCCUUACCUAAACUAGCUUGGAAUGUGUCAUUAGUAAGUUGUCUUUAUACAAUGAAAUAAUAGUUCUCAGGCCUGAAUAUCCGUAUCUAGCUAUCAAAUUCUAAUGCAGCUGCAGCAAAUAUAAUAAACAUAUAUUUAUAACCAAGCAUUAUUUUCAUUUUGUUUUAUGUCAAGGUUUUCAGCAGUUCCCCUAGUCCGAACUAAAAAUGAGGCCCUGGCGAAACCUCAACCCUAGCCCUUAGUCAUGGCGGCCGGUAUCGGCCUCCCCUCUACGUCAUCUGCUGAUGACACUCAGAAGCCGACCUUGUGCGGCGACCACACAACCUUGUCCUAGGUUACUCAUCAUCUCUUGCCGGAAGGAAAUAGGUGAUGUGAGGGUUAUGGAUCGGUGCUCCAGUCCGAUCAGACUCAAUGUUGAUUGGGUGGAAGAAUGGUCGUGUCGGAUCCGGCCGAGGCGAGGCCGGCUCAAGUCUGGGUGGUUCGCAGUCGGGAACGACCAACGCAUACAAUCUAGAAGCCAAGAGAUGAGAGAUCCUGUGUGGUGGACGUGCGACCUCUGGACCCGGAUCAAAGCGGCCAAACUUCAAUUGAUGGCGGCGCCGGCCUUUGCACUCCAACUUUUGGAAGUGGCGGAGAUUGUCGUCGUGCACCGUGAAGCGAAUCAUGUUUUGGAGUCUGCAGAGCACGCCGGUGGGGUGUCUGAGACGAUGGCGGUGGCUGCAUCUGGAGGGGUAGCGACGACGUCGGACGUGCUUGGCAGUGGAGCGACAAGUGGGGUGGCCAGAUCGUUUUGGGGGCCCAAAUCAGUUUGGGUGCUCAAAUCAUUUUGGAAGCCCAAAAGAUUGUGGUGGCCCAAAUCAAUUUUGAGGCUACAAUCAAAUGGGCCUGGAGUGUCCAAACCUGCUCUGAGUACCUUUUGGCAUUGGGCUCUUUGGUGGACCCUGCGAAUAUGCUCCUUUUCUUCAGGGUUUCAUAUUUGGGAUCCCGGAGGAUCAUUACCCUACAGCUGGAGGCUCGAGAAAAGGGCAAAGGAAAGCUUUAAGUUUUCCUGGUCUUCUUACCUAUUACCAGAAAGUUGGUCUUCUAUUACUUUCAUCUUAGUUUUCUCUAGUUGUACACCAAUUGAGGUCUCUAGGCGACUAGGUUUACUUUUCAAAAAGAGGUUAGUAGUGAGGAUUUGUUUUCUUGUAGUUAGGCUCAAAUAUGUGAGCGUAUGUGUUAACAGUGAGGCUCACUUGUCCUUUGCUUGGUAGCUUGUGCCAUUUAUGAUUUUGGUAUGAGACAACAUCUGAUAUACAUGCCUUCUGGCCAUGGAUAAAUUAAUGAAGUUAUCUAUUU
Molecule: messenger RNA, 5016 nt
Organism: Rosa rugosa (rugosa rose)
Lineage: Eukaryota; Viridiplantae; Streptophyta; Magnoliopsida; Rosales; Rosaceae
Product: putative disease resistance protein RGA3
Exons: 5
Coding region: 137-2563 (808 amino acids)
Biological process (GO): defense response to other organism
Molecular function (GO): protein binding; ADP binding
Source: RefSeq, a predicted model, not a curated record